AUGGAUUUACAACAAAAAAAUAUUGACUUAAAAAGAAUUCGCUUUGUUGCAUUUGAUGGUGCUGCAGUAUUCAGUGGAGUACACAAUGGUGUUGCUGCUAGAUUUCGUGCUGCAUUCAAUCUUGCAAUAUUAUUUAUUUAUUGUCGAGCUCAUGCGUUACAAUUAGCUAUAAUAUCUGCUGCAGAUGGUAUUCCAGAUAUUUGUAAAAGUUUAUCAACAUUUAAAUCAUUAGUUAAUUUUAUCAAUCGAUCAUCAGUAAGAUUAACUUUAUUUGAAGAUAUUCAAGAUAUUUUUAGAAACCAACAUAUUACAUUAAUUCAACCAGGUGAUACUCGUUGGCUUUCAAACUCAUUAGCUAUUCGAUCUCUCUUACAAUCCUAUCAAUCAUUAUUAGUAACACUAGAACAUAUUUAUAAUGAAAGCAACGAAGAAAGUGCGGAAGCAUUAGGUCUUUACAAUAUCUUAUCAGAUGAAACAACUUCAUUUAUUCUUCAUACACUUCAACCGAUAUUAGAUACUUUAGCUAUUUUAUCGAAAUCGAUUCAAACAAAAGCAGCUGAUUUUAAACAAUUACAAGAUUUUAUAUCAUCAACCAUGCUUCGACUUGAACAGCUUAAAGAUUAUAAUUCGAUUGAUUAUGUUAAUAUUAUUGAAACAAUUCAAAAAUUAUCAUUAACAUCUUUAACAAUUCGAAAUUCAAGAUCAUCAACAUCAAAUGUACGAUUAAAUACUGAUGAAGUUUUCAAGACAAAAAUUCUUCCAUUUAUCGAAAACAUUAUUAAUAAUAUUCAAGCUCGUUUUGAACAAAGUACUCUUGAUAGACUUAAUUGCUUUAUGAUAUUUGAUAUGGAGAAUAUGAAUAAUAAUAAAGAUUAUGGUGAUAAAGAAAUACAUACUAUUCGACAACAUUAUUCGAGUGACUUUGACGAAUCAGUAAUCUAUGAAUGGAAAACAUUUCGUACAUAUUUAUUAACACAAAAAAAAAGUGGCAAAUUCAUGACACAACGAGAAGUUUGUAUGAAGCUUGUUCAGGAUGGAAUGUUAAAAGAUAUUUAUCCACAAUUAUCAUUAGCUACAGAAAUCUUCCUCAUUGCACCUGCUAGUACGGCCACAGUUGAAAGAGAUUUCUCAACGAUGAACCGUGUUCUUACAAAAUUAAAAAAUCGAUUAACAACGGAACACGUGAAUCAGUUAAUGAAAAUUUCAAUCGAAGGUGCAGAUACUUUAAAUGAAGAAAUGAAAGAGGAAAUCAUCAAUUACUGGAAAAAAGUAAAACCACGUCGUUUAGCAAUUUGA
This is a messenger RNA of Rotaria sp. Silwood1, 1296 nucleotides long. The record is from the annotation of a GenBank genome assembly. NCBI's taxonomy places the organism in Eukaryota, Metazoa, Rotifera, Eurotatoria, Philodinida, Philodinidae.